Indicator indicator is the source of this 1419-nucleotide messenger RNA. It is a transcript of the gene CHRDL1, whose product is annotated as chordin like 1. Gene Ontology annotation, molecular function: protein binding. The coding region runs from base 1 to 1419 and encodes 472 amino acids. The record is from RefSeq and is a predicted model, not a curated record. Lineage: Eukaryota; Metazoa; Chordata; Aves; Piciformes; Indicatoridae. The transcript has 11 exons.
AUGAGAAGGAAGUGGAUAUUGGAAGAUUUUAUCUUUUUUGGUGUGCUCUGUCUCCUUUUCAUAGAUGGAGGUAAACUAGAACAAGUAAAACAUUCAGAUACAUACUGUGUGUUUCAAGAUAAGAAGUAUCGCGUAGGAGAAAGAUGGCAUCCUUAUCUAGAACCCUAUGGCCUUGUGUACUGCGUUAACUGUCUUUGUUCAGAGAACGGAAAUGUACUGUGCAGCAGAAUAAGAUGUCCAAGUCUACACUGUCCUUCCCCUGUGCAUGUACCACAGCUCUGCUGCCCACGAUGCCCAGAGGACUCCCUGUUCUCAGUAAGCAGCAAAAUCACUGGGAAAUCCUGUGAAUACAACGGCACCACCUACCACCAUGGUGAAAUGUUUGUGGCAGAGGGGCUUUUCCAAAACAGGCAAGCAAACCAGUGUGCCCAGUGCAGCUGCUCAGAAGGAAAUGUGUACUGUGGGCUGAAGACGUGUCCCAAAUUAAGCUGCUCUUUCCCAGUGUCUGUUCCAGAGUCCUGCUGUCCAGUUUGCAGAGGAGAUGGAGAAUUGUCAUGGGAACAUUCUGAUGGAGAUAUCUUCCGGCAGCCAGCCAACAGAGAGGCUAGACACUCAUACCACCGCUCCCACUAUGACCUGUCACCCAGCUCUGCAAGGCAGGUAGUCAACCUUCCACGAUUUCCCAGUUCCAGGAGUAACCGUGGAGCCCUACCAGAUCCCCAGCAAGCUUCAGGAACAAUAGUACAAAUUGUCAUCAACAACAAGCACAAGCACGGACGAGUUUGUGUUUCAAAUGGCAAAACAUAUUCACAUGGUGAAUCUUGGCAUCCUAAUCUCCGGGCCUUUGGAAUUGUAGAGUGUGUGUUGUGCACUUGCAACAUCACCAAACAAGAAUGUAAGAAAAUCCAUUGUCCAGAACAAUAUCCCUGCAAAUACCCUCAGAAAGUAGAAGGAAAAUGCUGUAAAGUCUGCCCAGGUAAAACAAAGUUGAUCACAGACCACCUUUUUGCUGUGCAUGUUAAGGGGCUUGAAGAAGUGCCAAGUCAAACCUUUGACAACAAAGAGUACUUCUGUGGGAAAGAGACAUUUCCUGUCUAUGAAUCCAUUUUCACAGAGGAAGGAGAAACCAUCAGAAAAAUUGCAGUAGAGACUGAAAAGCCACCUGAAAUAGAAAUACAUGUGUGGACAAUUAGAAAAGGGAUUCUGCGUCACUACUAUGUAGAAAAAAUGUCCAAGAGAGAAUUUGAAGAACUUCCUUACUUCAAGCAGAUAACAAGGACAACCCCCAGCCAGUGGAAAAUAUUUAGCGAGGGAGAAGCUCAGAUCAGCCAAAUGUGUGAAAGCAGAGUGUGUAGGACUGAGCUCGAGGAUUUGGUAAAGGUUUUGUACCUUGAAAAGUCUGAAAAGGGUCACUGUUAA